Messenger RNA from Symbiodinium necroappetens, 540 nucleotides. Lineage: Eukaryota; Dinophyceae; Suessiales; Symbiodiniaceae. The record is from the annotation of a GenBank genome assembly.
AUGAGCUGGAAAGUGGCAGUGAGCGGCCACCGCAAGUCUGGGCCACAAGCUGGCAAUGCCAUCUUUUCCUACACCCUGGUUGCCGAGAGCAAGAGCUUCCGAUCCUGGGUCGCUGCGUCCGACUACGCAUUGAAGAAGCAUCUGGAGGACCCACCUUACUAUGACGUUUUCUUCAAUGUCGAUGGCUCUCCGAAGGAGCAGGAGGAACCGACUUCACGGCCAAACAUUGCUGUCGUUGCGCCAGGGGACAAGCAGAUCGAGGCACCUUUGUUUAAUAUUCCGUGCUGGGUGCUGGCGACUGUCGCCAGGUCUUGCCAUGCAGUGGGGAUGUGCGGCAGGAGCGUUGGUUUUCCCUUGCUUCGAUAUUCUGUGAACCCGGGACAUGCCAGGAAAUUGACCCUUCGGAGACCUUGGUCCCCUCGAAGGCUUGGAUCGCAUCGCUGGGAUUGUUUCUGGUUUCGGCAUCCCACGGACAUCUGGUGUAGGGUUAGGGCGGCUAGGGGUUUAGGGUUUCGAGUGGUGUCGUGCAUGAUUGAGUGA